This is a messenger RNA of Acanthocheilonema viteae, 1188 nucleotides long. The record is from the annotation of a GenBank genome assembly. NCBI's taxonomy places the organism in Eukaryota, Metazoa, Nematoda, Chromadorea, Rhabditida, Onchocercidae.
AUGAAGCCUUUUCGAGGUAAAGUAUUCGUCAAAGGACAAUAUGGAAACAACGAUUGUAGUCGAAAUUAUAAUGGAACUGAUUUCACUCAUACUUCUCAUUCAGAUGAUCAUCGAUCAAAUAUUGCUACAGCAGAAUUGCAAUCAUCAAAAGAUUUUGAUUUCAAUGCUAAGCAUGAAUAUGAUAAUUCGAUAUUGACAACAGCUUCAAUAACAUCUCAUUGCCCGCCAUGUCCGAUCUGUUCGGAUGAGCUGAAAGUUAACAGACAAUGGGAAGCUAUCGAAAAUACUGCUGAUUUGCUUAUUAGACUUGGCACCUGUAAUAUUAAAUAUGAGCAACAGACACAACCUCGUGCAAUGAUCAUAUCAUUAUCAAUAGUUGUUAGCUUUCAUCAAAAUCUUCUUACCAAGCUUGAUCGAGCAUUUCGUAUUCAAUGUGCCUAUAUGGAAGGUAAUAAAACAAUCGAUGCUGAUUUAAAUGUUAGUAUGCCGCCAAGUAUAGAAAUUGAAUCGAAAAUGAAUUCACCGCAAUGCAUUUAUACAGUAAAGAGUCCAUCUGGGAGUGUAAUCACUAAUGCUCGAGUUGGUGAGCUCGUUGAUCAUCAAUGGAUUUGUCAAAGUCCUUUCAAAGGAGUACAUGCAAUGUUAGUGAGGAAUUGUUAUGCAGAAACCAAUGAUAACUUUAGGGUUCUUGUUAUCGAUGAAAAUGGAUGUUCAUUGGAUCCGUAUAUUUUACCGAAUUUACAAUAUGCAUCAGAUUUGAUGUCAGUCAAAAUACGUGCACCUGUUUUCAAAUUUCCUGAUCGUUCCCAAAUUGGUUUCCGAUGUGAUGUCCUUGUUUGUGUACGAGGUCAACAAGAUUGCGAAUUAAUUACGCCACCAAAUUGCGCUAAUGGUAGACGAAAACGUCGUGAUCUGUUCAAUGUUAGCCGAGAGAGUUUGAUUCUUCGAACACCAACGAUUAAUAUCAUCGACUUGGAUGAUACUAUUCAAGGAUUGGAAUCAGAACAGUUAAUUUUGAAUCCUUCAUUAUCCGAUAAACCAUUGCGAUAUUGUUUGACAGUAACUCGAUUUGCAUGUUUCAUUGCAAGUACAACAUUUCUAAUUACUACUGCAGUAACCUUCGUUGGUGUUUCCAUUAUCAGCUCCAAUUCACAUCAUAUCAAUACCCUAUCAGCAUCCGAUUUGUGA